CGUGGACAAUGGUUUGAUCCGGGAGAGAGAGAGAGAGAGAGAGAGAGAGAGAGAGAAGCAGCGAUCGAGGGCUCACGAGGACAACGUUCUCACGCGCUCCGUUUCCCCGUGGAUGAUUCACGUCGCGAUACGUCGCGUGCGAGCGCUCGUCAAAUCGGGCAUUAAUCGAUGCAGUUCCUCGGUGUGCAAGCGCGACGAAGUGUCCUGCCCGAUCCGAUCGUACGUCGUCAUCCGACGUACUGGUGAAACAGCAGCACGCGCGUCCCGAAUAUCGAAAAGAUGGCCAUCGCUGCCUCGGAGAAUUAUCAGCUUAAAUGGCACAGUUACGGGGCGCAUUUGCACAGCUCUGUUGCGACUCUACUCCAGUCCGAAUCUUUUGCGGAUGUUCUGUUGGCGACAUCCUGCGGCCGGCACGUGGCGGCCCACCGAUUCGUCCUCGCGGCCUGCUCGUCCUAUCUCAGUCACAUUUUCCAGACGUGCCACUUCGGCGCGAACACCAACGCUCCAAUAAUCGUGGUACUGCCUACGGAGAUUGGAUAUCGUACCUUGAAGAUACUGAUACAGUACAUGUACAGUGGCGAAGCCACCGUAACGAAUGACCAGUUGGAGGGAGUCCUGAAGGCCGGUGAUAUCCUGCGUGUACGCGGACUGUGGAGAUCGAACAGCGGCAGCAGCAAGAAGGAAAACAUACAGUCGAAUAAUCAGAAAAUCGAGCGUGACAAGAGGGAGCCGUCGCAGCUGACCGGACAGAUACAGAAGAUCAAGCUGAUACAGCCGGCUACGGAGAAGGUGGCGGAGGGUGCGCAACAAGCGACCACGACCUGCCAGAAUAACGUGCAACCAUCGAAACCGAUGGAGAGGAAGAGCAUCGAGAAGAUCGACGAGAAGAGUAACGACUCAGACGGCAAGAAGAUCCUCGAGGAGAACAAGAACGAGCAGAACAAGAACAAGGAGAAUCUCGAGACGAACAGCAAGAAGAAGAAAGCGAGCAGCGACUCCGAAUCGAAUAAGUCGAAGAGCGAAGGUGGCGAAAACACGGAACUAAAUCUGGAACUGUUAGUGAAGGAUGAGCCAAUCGAUUGGGAAGAGACGAUCGAUCCGUCGGAAUCGCUGACGAUAGACCACGAGAUCGAUAUCAAACCGGAAAUCGUGCACAGUGCGGAUGAGGAUGGGGACAUGGAGGAGGAGGAGUACACGCCGCUGACGUGCGACAUGUGCAGUCAAACGUUUAACAGGCCGUCGGAUUGGGUGAGGCACAUAGAAUUCACGCACGCCGACAUGACCGAGAACCGGAGGAAGAAACGAAAGGACGACAUGAAUGACGACAGCAAGGAGUUCCCGCCGCUCAAGUGCGACCUGUGCGGCAACAUGUACUCCACGCCGCAGGAGUGGGUGCGUCACAUACAGACGGAGCACACGGAGGAGCAGCUGGCCUUGAUGAACAACUCGGCGCCGCCGAAGCCGAAGAGGGUACACAAUCACCAAAAGCUGUGCAACAUAUGUCAAAAGGAGUUCCCGAGUCACGCGUCGAUGGUUAUCCACCAGAGAACGCACACGGGCGAGAAGCCGUUUCUCUGUUCCUACUGUAAAAAGGGCUUCAACGUAAAGAGCAACCUGCUGAGGCAUUUAAGGACACUGCAUGACAAAUACGUGCACCCAAGCCUGUACGGGAGCAACGGUAGCACGAACGCUUAAAGGCCCCUUCGCAUCCCUCAUUCACAGACGCGUAUACAGAUUUUCUGUUUUGCAUGGCGUUCUCAGAGCCGUGGAGAGACCAUACAGCAUCUUGCGUAUGUAUGUAUGUUCAAUAUUACGAGUAUGUCUAUAUACGUAGACUGAACGCGUAUCUAUAACGUAUAACAGGAUGCCAAAUUGGAACACGCGUGACGUGUCAAGAGAGCGAGAGAGAGAGAGAGAGAGAUCGAGAUCUGUGUGAAUCUCCCCUGAGGAAGCAUAGCUGAGCGCAUCUUAAAAAUUCACAAUAUCGCAUAUUGGAGAGAAAUCUAUACAAACUAUUUUUUCUAAAAGGUAGUAAUCGCGUUCUUUACAUAGGCUAAUCUUCUUUUUAACAAUGUAUGAUAUAUAUAUGGACAGAGCUCCUCUCUCGUUAAAUGAACUUCUGAUUAAGUUAAAACCAGAAAGCAAUAUCAGGGCUUUAAUACCAAAGAGGCUGAUUAAUAUUGCCAAACCUGUGUCUAUCGUUUCGUUAUUUUUUAAUCUUUCUCAUUUUUGUUUCCUUCCUCUAACGUAUCGUGCAUGCGUAAGGACGUUACUUGUUUUACCGAGAGAAAAAGAAAAAGGAAUCAAGGAUUUCGUUUUUAAUGUACGAAGAAUAAAAAAACGCUGAAUGACUACUACUACUUGUAGAGAUCCGACGAGGAGUGCUCGCGUGUAAAAAAUAAUUCUAUAGUAUAAAUCAAUAUUUAACGAUUGAUUAUUAACUUAAUUACUUAGAGUAAUUAUAUGAAAAAUCCAAAUUAUGUAAGAUUUAACUGUAUACUUCUAGGCUAUUCCAUCCAUGAUAUAGCCCUUUUAUUCCCUCAGCUCGUAAGUUAAUUAUGUAUUUUUAUAUUAAAGUAGCUUAAAGACACAAACAUAUAAGAAGUAUAAGAUACUUGCAACUAAGCAAAACUUGAAAUUUCGAUUUCUAGGCUAGGGUGUAAGAGUAACAUAUAAUUCAAAAUUUAUCAAAUUUUUUGGAAAUAUAUUGAGUUCUUCUUACAUAUAAAAAAAAAACGAACAAUGCGAUGUUAUCAAAAUACUGUCACAGUCUCUGGAACAGUAACAAUGUGAAUAUUGAUUAAGAGGAUGACACCAUUUUGCUAUACUAAUCAUUAUUGUGUCACUCUACUAUGAAUUUUAGUGUCAGUCAAUUCUGCAAUGCGCUAGCACUGUGACGAGCCAAAUAACUUUUAAAUGUAAAAUUAAAAUAAUAUAUUAUCUUAAAAG
This is a messenger RNA of Ooceraea biroi (clonal raider ant), 2949 nucleotides long. Its product is annotated as zinc finger protein 432. Gene Ontology annotation, molecular function: protein binding. Gene Ontology annotation, cellular component: nucleus. Gene Ontology annotation, biological process: regulation of transcription by RNA polymerase II. The record is from RefSeq and is a predicted model, not a curated record. NCBI's taxonomy places the organism in Eukaryota, Metazoa, Arthropoda, Insecta, Hymenoptera, Formicidae.